UUCUGACCUGCCGCGACCCGGAAGCGUUCGGCCAGUGGCGCCGGAAGUUCCUUCGAAGUCGUAAAGCUAUAAGGUGUAUCUUCCGGAAGCGGAAAUUAUGAGGCGGAGCACCAAAACGGAGGAAAGGCUUUUGCUGCUGUCGAGAUGCAGAGGGAAGAGAAGCAGCUGGAAGCAUCAGUGGAUGCACUGCUGAGUCAAGUAGCAGAUCUGAAAAGCUCCUUGGGAAGUUUUAUUUGCAAGCUGGAGAACGAGUAUGACCGGCUCACCUGGCCCUCAGUCUUGGACAGCUUUGCUCUACUCUCUGGACAGCUGAAUACCCUCAACAAAGUCCUCAAGCAUGAGAAGACCCCAUUGCUCCGAAAUCAGGUCAUCAUUCCAUUGGUACUGUCCCCGGAUCGUGAUGAGGAGCUCACGCGGCAGACAGAGGGACGAGUUCCCGUCUUCAGUCAUGAGGUGGUUCCUGAUCACCUGAGAACCAAACCAGACCCGGAAGUGGAAGAACAAGAGAAGCAGCUGACCGCAGAUGCUGCUCGAAUUGGCACUGACGCAGCCCAGAAGCAAAUUCAGACUUUGAAUAAAAUGUGCUCCAAUCUACUGGAGAAAAUCAGCAAAGAGGAGCGGGAAUCAGAAAGUGGAGGUCUCCGUCAGAACAAGCAGACCUUUAACCCCACAGACACCAACGCCCUGGUGGCUGCAGUUGCCUUUGGCAAGGGUCUAUCCAACUGGAGGCCUCCAGGCAGCAGUGGACCUGGCCAACCAGGCCAACCUGGGGCAGGGGCCCUCCUGGCUGGAACGUCGGGCAUGCAGCAAGUUCAGAUGACAGGGACACCCAGUCAGCAACAGAGCACUCUGCUCAGCGGGGUUCAGAUGGCGCAAACUGGCCAGCCAGGUAAGAUGCCAAGCGGCAUAAAAACCAACAUCAAGUCAGCUUCGAUGCACCCCUACCAACGCUCAGAUGGAAAGAGGAGCAGAAAUCUUUCCAGAGAUAAGAUCUAUGCAGGAGAACAUGUACACAAUAACAGCAAUAUUGUACAAUGAUCAACUGUGAAACCUUGACUGCUCUCAGCAAUGCAAUGAUCUGGGAUAAUCCUGAAAGACUUAUGAUGGGGGAUGCUAUCCACCUCCAGAGAGAGAACUGUUGGAGUCAGAUGGAUGAAGAACAAAGCAUACUGUCUUUCACAUCAGUGUAUUUAUGCUUUUAUUUGGGGGGGUUGGUUCUGUAUGAGUUUUCUCUUACAACAGUGAUAUGAUGGAAGUGCAUUUUGUAUGAUAAUAAAAAUAAAAUUAAAAAAAAAGAUAAGGUACAUGCAAAUUCAGUAUUCUAGGAGCUUGAAAGUCCCUAAUGCUUAUCUGUGCAAACCCUGGGAGUCCUUGAAGUCUAUGUAAGCUCUUGUUGCCUCUCUCUUCCCAUCACCUUGAAGUAUUUUCUACGUGCCUAUAGACAUACCUGUUCACUCUGGCUAGACUGUGAACUCCUUCGGGGCAGAGUUUGCUUCAGAUUUUGUUUUGGUGUCCCCACCAUCAAGCACAGUUACUAGAAAAUAGUCACUUAAUGUUUGUUGAUCAGUUCAUCGAGGUGGAUCCCCAGGUACCAAGAAGACCUUAGGCACCUGUUAUAUGCCCAAGGGUAAUUUUUCCUCUUCCCAAGAAUGUCAUGGUAAUGUGUAGCAUGAGUUAAGUUUUACCAGUCAACUGGGGGGUGGGGCAUAUGUCCUGGGUGGGCACUUUUAUUAGCCAGUGUCUCAUUUGGACUGCUGGAACCCUCUCGACCUGUUUAAGGCACAACCUGUUGAACAGGAUCCAAGAGAUGGAAUGCAUUGUUAUAUUUUUAUUGGUGCUACCUAUUAUAAACUGAAACAAGUGUUGCCCCCCACUUUAAGAAUUUCUUGUCCAGGGCAGCUGGGCGCCUCAGUGGAUUGAGAGCCAGGCCUGGAGAUAUAAGAUCCUGGGUUCAAAUGUGGCCUUCAACACUUCCUAGCUGUAUGACUGAGCAAAUCACUUAAUGUCCAUUGCCUAGCCCUUACCUCUCUUCUGCUCUGGAACCAAUAUAUAGUAUCAAUUUGAAGACAAAAGGUAACGGUUUAAAAAAUCAUUUCUUUUCCUAAUGUAAACCUUAAAAUUUCUUAGACUUAUAAAUGUUGGAAAUUUCACCAUUGGGAAAUUUCAUACUUGAAAAAUUUCCUAUUGAUAGUGGGAAGUCUAUUGGAAUGUGAACCCCAUUGACAUAGGAGGUUCCUCCUCCUCCCUUCUUAAGAUUACUUUAGGACAGAAACCUUUUGCUGAACAAUGGAAAGGGCUUUGACCUAUGCUUAAGCAUAGAACAGGAAUUUCUUUGAGUCAUGAUUGAUUUUAGAAUUGAUACAAUAGAGAUACUUGGAAUGACAGAACCAGGUCUUAGAAAAUACAAUUUCCACCCCACUCAGUCCUAACAGGAUUUAGGAAGGGCUGCAGCAAAGGAUCAAGAUUUAAUUAUUUGAGAAUAUGACCUUCAACAGACAUGUGCAAAGCCACAGACCUCUGGGCAGUCCUGGGUUAAGCUAGAGCCACCAUUGGCACAGGGAAGACAUGGACAGUGAUUGGUAGAUGUGAGAACUGAGGGGAGGGAACUUGGAUGGUUUCCUAAAAGAUAGAGGGGUCUGAGGACUGAGGGUGGUUGGUUGGAGAGGUUUUUGCUCUGAGAGGUGGUGCUUUGAGGGUUGGCUCUGAAGGAAGCUGGAGGUGGAGGUCCCUGAGACUGUUUCUCCAUUUUGGUCACAUGAGUAAUAGGGACUGAUCUCCUUUCUUUGCCUCAGCUAUCUAAGGGCUUGGGCCUUUUGGCCCAGCCUAACAGAAGGGGUAUUUAAGCCCUAUUCCCUUCUCUCCCCUUUCUCUCUCCCUCUCUCUCUCUAUCUCUAAUUCCUUUCUUCCUCCUGUUUGUAAUUAAACUCUAUAAAAGGUUGACUGCUGACUUGAGUUUUCAUUUAGGAAUUACAUAGCUGAAUUCCUUGGCGACCUUAAAUUAAUAUAUAUCAGUCUUUUAAAGUGAUUUCCUUGUCACACUAAGUAGAAGAAACUAUGAUAUUUUCUGGCUUAUUAUCAAUCUUUUUUAUUUCUCAUUAAGUUCUUUCUUUGAAGCCAAGUCACUCAAAGCCUCAUAAAUUUGCAUGUCAGAAAUGCAACAGAUGCUUUUUAUACCUGGAACUUCACUCUUAAGAUAACAGAGGCUUCUGUCAAGGUCAUUCUUAGGAUAUUCAUGAGUUUCCAAGCUGAGCAAACUGGCCAUCCUAAGACAACUAUCACCCUCUCCCUGCCAGAUUACUAGCCAUAUGUCAUCCUGAGCUUAAGGUUUUCCCCCAUCCUGAUUGCCUUCAUCUGGACAUUAUUCGGUUUAUCAAAGCCCUCCCCAAACUAUAAGUAGGGCAAAGAACACUCCUCUUUUCCUAAAAGCCAUGCUUCUCUUAAUGCAACACAGUUUUUGUGGCUACUAUAUUUCUUUUAAACCAUUCAGUAAUCUCCUAUUGUACUUCCAUGCUCUCAUGAGAUUCCAAAGGCUCUCCUCCCUCCUCAGGUAUUGAUUAAUUUUCCUUUGUCUUACAAUGCUUGGUUGAGGAUGCCCGACCUCUACAAGAUCUAGUGGCCAUAUUCCCUUCUCCAAAUCCCUUUCCUGUUGUUUUAUCUAUUUGUGCUCAAGGGUUUUAUAUGAGUUUAGUUUCUGCUGAGGGCUGUGGUAAUUUCUAUCUUUUUCUCCUUAUUUUCCUACUGGUGGCUUUUUAGCACGCACACACACACAUACACACACUUUUUCUAAACCCUUACUUUCCAGUGCCCUGGUUCUAAGGCUAGGCAAUGGGGAUUAAAUGACUUGCCUAAGGUUACACAGCUAGGAAGUGUCUAAACCAGACUUGAACCUAGGAUGUUCCAUCUCUGAGCCAGGCUGUUAAUCCACUGAACCACCCAGCUGUCCCUCUCCCUCUCUUUUGAUGUCAGGUUCCCUGGAGGGCUGGACCUCAAACUUGCCUCCCACUUUGAGUAAUUCUGCUUCAUCAGUUUCAGUCUGCCUCAUGUGACUUUGGGGGGAACAAAACUGGUCACGGCUAGAUUCUGGUCUCUUUGCUUCUACCUUGAGAGUGCCACACAGCAGAGGUGCACACAUGUCCUUCCCCAUCCCUCUGCUCCUCUGCCUUUGGACAGAAUCUUGCCAUGAUGUUGGGAAUCUUUGAGCAGCAAUGGUAGAGAGGGAAUGUUGGAGUGGCAGAAUUGAACUCUGAGCUGGACUUGGAAUCAUGAAGUCUUAUCUUCCUGAGUUCACAUCUAGUCUCAGAUACUUUCUAGUUAUGUGACCCUGGGCAAGUCAUUUUGCCUUGUUUGCCUCAGUUUCUUCCUUUGUAAAAUAAGCCAGAGAAGGCAAUGGCUGUAAGAGUUAAAAAUUUGGGGGAAACUGAGGCAGGUAGAAAUUUGUUUCUCUCUGCAAGGAGUAUUAUAUUUUUAGAGGUUUAUUAAAGGUUAAGGAUUAAAGAAAAUACAGAAUAAGAAAGCACGUGUCUAGGCCCAGAGAGGCCUAGACAACCUCACCUACAUUAUGAAACGAGAUGCGUCUGCUUGGAAGUGGCAACAGGAAAGAGAAGAGACCCCACUGUGGGCAGAGACUCUUUAAAUAAUAAUUUGCUCUCAGCCCAGGUGAGAAUUCAGUGAGAUUACAAAGCAUUCUGGGGAAAUGGAGCAAGGACUUCUAGGGAUUGAAGUCCUGGAUUCAAGUCUCCAUUUUUAUAUGGCCAACCACUCAAGUAUCUCUGCCAAGAAAACAUCAGAAGGAGUCAGGAAGAGUCGGACACAAUUGAACAAGAACCAUGAUGUCUUCCCCAUCCUGAACUUUUUUGAGCCAAAAUAUUGGCUUGACAUAUUCCUAUUGAAUUUCAUUUUACUAGAUUCAGUCCAGUGCUCUCUCUAGCUUAUCGUGAUUCUUUUGGAUCCUGACCUUAUUGCUCAUCUCUCAUAACAUGGUAUCAUCUGCAGUUUUGAUGAUCCUGCAAACCUAAGAUAAAAAUGUUCCCAAGUAACAGAGAACCAAGCAGAGAUCCCUGGGGCACACCACUGGAGACCUCCACCCACCAAUGAACAAUUAACAGUUAAUUAACAGGGUCAGCUUAGUGGAUAGAGUUCCAAGCCUGGAGAUGGGAGGUCCCAGCCUCAAACACUUCCUAACUGUAUGAACUUGGACAAGUCACAUAACCCCUAUUGCCUAGCCCUCAUCAUUCUUCUGCCUUGUAAAUGAUACUCAGUAUUGAUUCUAAGACAGAAGGUAAGGAUUUAACAACAAAAAAAACCUAGUUAAUUAACAAUCCAGCUAGUUUGAAAUUUAUCUGAUUAUACUAUUGUUUCCUCUCAUUUUUCAAAUGCUUUGCUAAAAUCAACGUAAACUCUACUCACAACAUUCUCCUCAUGAGGUAUUGGCAUAAUCCCAAAGGAAAGGAAUUGAGUCUGGCAGGACCUGUUCUGGAUGAAGCCAGGUUGGCCCUUUAGGAUCCUGACCUCCCUUUCUAGAAGUUUGCCAAUAGCUACAUCACAUAAUGAUCUGUUCCACAAUUUUCCCAGAAAUUCAACUCAAACUCGCUGACCUCCAGUUUGCAGACUCUUCUCUUCCCUUUUUUAAAAAUUGAGACCACUUUUCCCCCUCUGUGACUUGGUGGCACCACUUCUCCCAAUGUCCACAAUCCCUCAGAUAGCACUGGCAGUGGCUCAGCAGUCAAAGCUGUCAUUUCUCUGCCAGGUGGCAGAACUCUGUGCUCCCUAUCUCCUUAGUUAUCAUGGGUAUCACUCAUGAUUGUUCUGUCAUUUCCUUUUUUAUGAUAAAAGGGAAAUUUUUUUUAAUUUAAUAAGAGAACAAGUUAUAUUUCUAUCCUUUCCCUUUUUGACAAGAUUACUAAAUGGAAUACCAGUGUUGCAAAGCAUUUGAUAGAUCUUUUAGGCUGUUAUUGUAGAAAAGGUAUAGAGAUAUGAGUUGGGCAAUUGUACAGUUAGAUGUACACCUGGCCAAAUGGCUGGACCCAAAGAGUGAUAUGACGUGAUAUGAACUUGGAAAAAGGUCGCCAGUAGAGUAUUUCAGGGGAUUGUGGUUGGCCCUGUCCUACUGAACAUUUCUAUCAACUUCUUGGAUAAAGGCAAAGGUGACUUGGAUGUCAAAUUUACAGAUGACACAAGGCCAAGAAGUUUAGCCAAGAUACUGAAUGAGAGAAUUAAGAUUCCAAAAAAUCUUGACAGGCUCAAACAUUGGGCUGAAUUGAAUGAGAUAAAAUUUGAUCAGAAUAAAUAUGGAUUCCAUUUGAUAUAUUGGUUCAAAAAUCAGUGGCACAGCUAUAAACUAAUAACUAGGCAGUGGGUAUAGGUGUUUUAGUAGACUGCAAAUUCAAUAUCAGUCAAUUAUGUGAUGACAGCCAAGAAAACUAGUUUGAUUUCAGACUGCAUUUAAAAGGAGUGGCUCAGGGGAUUGAGAACCAAGCCUAGACAGGAGGUCUUCUACAGCCUAGAGCCAGAGGAGAGAUUCUGAGCUCAAAUUCAGGCCUUUAAAAAAAUAUUUGUUUAUUCUUAGUAACCACAGACAAAAAAAAAGUAAACGCAUAAAAAAUUGUGUGUACAACCACAAAUCCAAAUUGCUUAUAAUUUGUUUUAAAAUAUCUAAAUCAUAUGACUAUGAUAAUAUUAACAUCUGCUUUUGGAUUUGUUUUACUUGGAUACUUUUUUCUCUUGAUUUUUGUGGCUACAUUAAAAAAUAUAAGCAUAUGUAUUAUUCUUAUUCUCUUUUCUUUUUAUGUAUUUUCCUUAUUUUCUUUAUAUUUCCAAUAUUUGUCAUUUCUAAUAAUAUAAUACCACACAAUAUGAAUAUCUCAUUAAAAAACAACUGAUACAGAAAAUAGAUCUAGGGGAGACAAUCUAAGAAUUAUUGAACUGACUGAAAGUUUAAGAAAAAAAAGCCUAGCCAUCAUGUUACAAGAAAUUAUCAAAGAAAACUGCCCUGAUACUCUUGAAUAAGAUAGUAAAUAGAACAUAAAAGAUUACCUCGUACAAUAAAUCCCCAAAUGACAUUUCCCAGGAUUAUUACAGCCAAACUCAAGAGAUCUCAGGUCAAGGAGAAAAUAUUGCAAGCAGAAAGAAACAAUUCAAAUAUCAUAGAGCCCGAGUCAGGAUUACACACGAUCUGGAAGCUUCUACAUUGAAGGAUCAGAAAUCUUAGAAUAUGAUAUUCCUGAAAGCAAUGGAACUGGGUUUGCAACCAAGAAUGACCUACCCAUCAAAACUGACUGUAUUCUUUAAGGGGGGGAAGGGGGUUGGUGGGGAAUGGUCAUUUAAUAAAAUAGAUGAUAUCCAAGCAUUCCUGAUUUUAAAAAAAGACCAGACAUAAAAAGACAAUUUGAUGUCCAAAUACAAAAUUCAAGAAGCAUAAAAAGGUAAAUAAGACAGAGAAAAUUUAAGGGACUCAAUAAGGUAAAAUUGUUUAUAUUCACACACAGAAAGAUAUUUGUAACUCUUAAAAUUAUCAUUAUUAUAGUAGUUAGAAGUAUAUGUAGUCAGAAAGGGUGGUAGUAAGCUAUUUAGGAUGAUCAAAAAAAUCAAGAGGUAAAAAGAAGAUUGCACUGAGAAAAAUUGGAAGAGAAAGGUAAAAUGGGAUAAAUUAUAUCAAAUAAAGAGGCACAAGGAAAAAAAACCUAUUACAGUGGAGGUGUGCUAAAACUGGAGAUAUUUCAUUACAUCUACCAGAGGAGUCUCUGAGAGCCUUUCCAUUGCUUUCCUUAGAUUCAGUAAGUACAGAGGGUGACUUAAGUUCAGUUUAUCCAAUACCUGAGGAUAUCCCUAAGGAUCUUUGGUCAAAAGUUUCUACAGAUGUGGGUUUAUUGAAAUCAGCUACUCCAGUCAGAGUGAGGACUAAGGAAGGACCAGUUCCUUGUGUACCUCAAUAUCCCUUGACUAAAGAAGCAAUUGAGGGAAUAAGACCAAUUAUAGAAUCUCUAAUCCAACAAUGGAUCUGUGAAUUUUAGAUUUACUCUACCCUGCUUAGUAUUAUAAAGAAUGUUGUAUAUAAAGCAGGAAAUCAAAGAGCUUCUGUGCAUGCAUAAUAAUUGAACACUUCUAUUGAAUAAUUGAAUACUUCUAUCAGAAGAAUCUAGAUUUCUUGGUGAUGUUCUAGAUCCAAAUAAGUUUUACUUUGUUUAAAAAUAUCUUUGCCAAAGUUGAAAGAUUUGCUACAUCUGUAAAAAUUGUGACAAAUAUCCAUCAGUUCAUAGAUUUUUUUUGUCAUACAGCAACUUAUAUGAAAUAUGAUAGUGGGUUUGUUUGUUAGUAUAAUUAACUGAGCUAUUGUGAAUUUUGGGGACUUUGGUACUUCUUUGAAUGUGCAUUAUCUACUGUAUUACUGUUUUAGUCUAAAAAUCAUUUGUACUUACACAGUGGUUAAGUUAAAAAAGAAAUUAAUCUCAUGGGGGGGUGAAAAACCUUUGUAUUCUACCUUUCCUUAGCUUACACAGAGUGUCAAUGAUUAUAAGCUAUAUAUUUUUUAAUUUUAAAACUCUUUUAUUAUUGUUUUUGCUUGCAUGUGCAAUAUACUAUUGUAGUUUUAUUUUUCCUCUCCUUUUUGUAUUUGAAGCAUAUGGCAACAGUAUUGAGAAGAUUUUUCUUUAACUUUUUUUGAAUUUGCAGUAAUAUGUUUGAAAUAUAUUUGCUAUAAUAUGAAUGCAUACCCAAAAGCUUUAGACUAUGAAAACCUGCCAUUUAUUCAAAAUAAUUAUGGGACUUUGCUUAAUGAUUCUGUCUGAUUCCAGGACAAGAGAAUAUAAAAGGAGCCAUUGAAUAGUGCCAAAGAAGCACAAAGCCAAACUACAUAGUGCCAAUUGAGCACAAAAUCAAAGAGACUAACCAAUCCCAAUGGGAUUGAUGAAAUUUUGAGCCAAGACAAGAGGACUUGAACUUGUUUGGGGUUUGAGGUUGCGGCUGUUUUGACAUAUGUCAAAUAUGUCAAAAAAUUGUCCCACAUUCUACCAAGUAUCUUAAAUUUGGUUCCUACCUGGCUCCUAUAAUCUAGUCCCUAUUCUGUCUUUCAUAGUGUGGCAAAUUCCUGUAGUCUUGGCUGCAAAUGGGUAAGUAAAAUAGUACUGCAUUUUGUCCUACAGACUUGUGAGAUAGAAAUUACUUUAAUUGGACCAUAAUAUAAGGGCCUGUAAUGAAUUUAUUCUUGUUUACUCAAACUUUUAUGUAUAUAAUUUUGAUAUUUUGACUCUGA
Monodelphis domestica (gray short-tailed opossum) is the source of this 9247-nucleotide messenger RNA. RefSeq names its product mediator complex subunit 8 (gene MED8). Gene Ontology annotation, cellular component: mediator complex; core mediator complex. Lineage: Eukaryota; Metazoa; Chordata; Mammalia; Didelphimorphia; Didelphidae. Gene Ontology annotation, biological process: regulation of transcription by RNA polymerase II. The record is from RefSeq and is a predicted model, not a curated record. Gene Ontology annotation, molecular function: RNA polymerase II cis-regulatory region sequence-specific DNA binding; transcription coregulator activity.